Etheostoma spectabile (orangethroat darter) is the source of this 1516-nucleotide messenger RNA. It is a transcript of the gene tpk2, whose product is annotated as thiamin pyrophosphokinase 2. Bases 207 to 1112 code for a protein of 301 amino acids. The record is from RefSeq and is a predicted model, not a curated record. Lineage: Eukaryota; Metazoa; Chordata; Actinopteri; Perciformes; Percidae. Gene Ontology annotation, molecular function: 8-oxo-dGDP phosphatase activity. The transcript is spliced from 8 exons.
ACAUGCGCAUUAGCGUGGCCGCAGUGUCGGCGACUAUGGAAUCUAGUGCGGUUGUUAUUAUCAUUACCAGAGACGGUUUAGCGUAGAGUGUUUUUUGUUAUUAUUCAUCCGUAGUUCAGUUGUGUAGUUAUGUUCAGCGCGUGACCCAAACACAGUAACUGUAGUGGUGUUUGUGAAGUGUUUUGUUGACGUAGGAUACUAAAAAAAUGGCUAAAUCUGCCUGGUCGGAGAAAAUGCUCCAACUCCUCCGCCGAAUGAACAACUUUUCUCUACCAGGCUCGUGCCGCCCUGAGUGCUUCAGGUUUGAGAUAAACGAUGCACAGGUGGGUUGGAUUCGCCCUCACGUGGCUCCGCUGUUGGCCCGGCACCCAGAGGUGUUCGCCCCGCCACACGGGGGCGCAGUGGCGCUGCGCCCCGGCCUGGACACCUACGACAGGAGGUCUGCAGCUGUGGACGCCGUCCUGCAAAGUAUGAGACAAGAGGACCACCUGAGCUGCCUUAAAGGAUGGAGAGAUGAGAAGUACAGUGUGAUGCCUAAGUUCUCGGACCCUCCGAUGAUGUGGAUGGAGAGAGCGGCUACGAGUCUUUUCGGGGUGAAGCGGGGUGGAGUCCACAUCAAUGGCUACACCGUCAGCGAGGGGGGGGAGGUCAGCAUGUGGCUGGCGAGACGCUCCUCGACCAAACAGACGUACCCCGGACUGCUGGACAACGUGGCAGCCGGCGGUCUGGCUGCUGGCGUCGGCGUCAAACACACCCUGGUCAAAGAAUGUCAGGAGGAAGCAUGUAUCCCAGCAGCCAUUGCUGAGAAGGCUCGUCCUGUGUCCACAGUAAGCUACACCUACGAGGAGGAAGACGGGGUGUUCGCAGAAAACCAGUUUGUCUUCGAUCUGGAACUUCCUCGGGACUUCAAGCCCAGAGUAGGAGACGGAGAGGUGCACGAGUUCUACCUUCUGCCGAUAGAGAAGGUGAAAGAGCUGCUGGCCACCGAGGACUUCAAACCCAACUGUGCCAUGGUGGUCUUGGACUUCCUCAUUAGACACUCCUUCAUCGAGCCGGACACGGAACCAUGCUAUCAGGAAUUUGUGGCAGGACUCCAUCAGACGUUGGAGUGAAGCAGAGGACCGAGCCCCCGGGCGCAGGUCUACGUUCAUCGAAUGUUGACCUAGAUGUUGGGUCCUCGGCGUGUGCUUUGGGAGAACCUCCUCCGAGACUCGACUGAGUCUAGAACCGGGGGACGGGUGAACUGGAGUGCUGGAUUUGGGACUGAGGGUUUUCCCCAACACAACUCUCUGAACAUUAAGCUUUUAACCCUCGUGUUGUCCUCGGGUCAAAUUUGACACAUUUUCAUUAUUUUUUUUUAAUCACAAAAAAAAUGGGCCUUCGAAAUAAGCUGAAAAUAUCAUCAUUCGAAAUAUCAAAUAACUUUUAGAAAAAAACAUCCAAAAAAAAGGACCCGCUACAUUGAAAAAGUGACAAACGUGUCUGAAAAUGCCAUGACUUUUUUCAUGGUUGACGG